AUGUUUAAUUUAAGAAUACUUAAAGGUUUUAGUCAUACGAUUGAAUUAAGUUCCGAGCAUUAUAUACAGAAGUAAAUUGAGAAUGUUAUCAUUAGAUAUCAAUCAAAUUUCAAAGACAUCUACAAAUUAUCAUAUACACCAAUCCCAGGGCAUGCAACAACAGAUGGAACGAAAUAGUAUUCUGCAAAUAACAGUGAGAUUCCCACAUCACAUUUCAGAACAAACUACAAAAACAACUUACUACUAUCCAGUUUAGGGAUUGGGUCGUAUUAGGGAGCCCCUGAUUAAAAUAAUGACAUCAUGCUUUAUGGAUCUAUUAUUGACAGUGUAUUAUCAGGUGGAGUGAAUGUGAUUGAUACAGCAAUUAAUUACAGAUACAUGAAAUCAGAACGAGUUAUUGGGGCUGCACUUCGAGCUCUAAAUAUCCCUAGAGACUAGAUAUUUAUCUCUAGUAAAGGAGGAUACAUUCCAGCUGAUGGAGAUAGAGGUAUUUAAGAAACUUAAUUGAUAAGAGAUCUUAUCAAUAAAAAUCUGAUUACUCAAGAUGAUGUAGUUGGAGCAUGUCACUGUAUGCAUCCUAAGUUUUUGGAGGCUUAAUUGGAUGUAAUAAAUAUAUAUAUAUGCUAAUUCUAGUAAACUUUGAGUCAUUUAGGACUGGAGACUUUGGAUCUUUUGUAUUUACAUAAUGCAGCUGAAAGUCAAUUGCCAUUUUUAGGAUAUGAUAAAUUUUAUGAUAGAUUAGCGAAGGCUUUUGAAUAAUAUGAAAAAAGUGUUUAGGAUGGUAAAAUUAAAAGAUAUGGAAUGGCUACAUGGGUUUGUUUUAGAGCAAGACCAGACGAAGAUAGAAUUCAUGUUCCUUUAGAGAAGAUUGUUGAAAUUGCAGAAAAAGUAGGAGGAAAAGAUCAUCAUUUUGAAUAUGUCUAAAUGCCAAUUAAUGCCAUGAUGCCAGAAGCAUUUUCAUAGGAAUGGUAACCAUUUAAAGGAGAGAAUACUUAAAUCUUAACUGUGGCAAGACAAUUAAAAGUUAAUCUGGUAAUUUCAUCUCCUUUAAUGGGUGGUACACUUAUGUAAGUUCCGUUGCCAUCAGACAUAUUCAAAUGUCAAUUCUUAGGAGCUAAACACUUACAAUUUUUAAGAUCCAUUCCUGCUGAAUCCAUCAAAAGUAUAAAUCAUCAUCUAAUUGAUUAGCAAUUUUAAUAGGAUAAAAAGCAAAUCGUCAUACAAAAUAAAAUUUAGAAGUAAUCAGAGUACCACCAUUGACAGCAGAUGAAUUUUGGUCAUUCUUUUAACCUUUAAAAAGGAAAUAAGUGCCUGAUGAUGAACUAGAUAUGUAAUGA
Messenger RNA from Paramecium octaurelia, 1337 nucleotides. NCBI's taxonomy places the organism in Eukaryota, Ciliophora, Oligohymenophorea, Peniculida, Parameciidae. The record is from the annotation of a GenBank genome assembly.